UAGGCUGGUUUGCUAAUCCCUGACAAAGAAAAACGAUAACAAUUUAACGCAGUGACAAAACUGAUUACCUAUUGCGCAUUUUCUUGCUAAUUAACAACCGUAUUUCACACAGAUGAAAGCUUGUGAAGAGUUGUAACUAGCCGUUACACUGAACGACUGACGUUAACUAGCAAGUGUAACGCUGAAGCUAACAGAGGCUCAGCAGACAGUGCUUAUUUGAUGUCAUUUGGACUUGAAGCAUCAUCAAUUACGUUCAGAGAGGAAUCUUCACUCGUUUUUUGUUUUUUGCUUUUCUUUUGUUGUUGGGUUUUUUUUUGUUUUUUUUUUUUGUGAUGGAGUCAUCUGACAGCCAGGGGAAACUCAAUCACAUGGUGGGGACUGUGGAACCAAAUGAUGUUCCUGCUGCUGAAGGCGCCACCGGACAGAAAGACACGUCGCCUGUAGACAUGCUGAGAAUAAAGCAACAGAUGUCCAACCAGUGCUUUGAGAUGGCAGUACAGCUCAACGCAGAAAAAAAUAAAAGGUCAUGCAGCACAUCUGAAGCAGAGAGGGACUUGCCAGAAUAUAUCAGUGAGCUUGAAAGGGUGAAGACGCUUCAUUUUAACAGCACACUGACCCUGCACAGAAUGCAGAUGUGGCACGCUAUCGGAGAAAAGCUGAACUGGAGUGACUCUGAAGCAGAUGCUCUGAAAGCCAUAAGUGACCGCUGCAUGGGUCUUUGUUCACACAUAAAGCACCUUCAACAGGAGUCCAAAAAACUUCAAGAUGAGAUUACAGAAAUACAGAAGAACAGACUUGAGAUGAAACGGCUCACGCAUGAGAAGAUCAAACACAUGGAGGAGUUUUCAAAGAAAGAGUAUCCAGACAUGGAAAAGUACAAAGCUGCGUUGGAGAAAGGCCAAGCAAACCUGGAGAAAUAUAAAAAGAUGGCCAUCAUGACACAAAAUGUCCUCAGGGGCAUCCUCUUGGCAUGUAAAGUCAACUGGCUUGAUGAUCCCAAACUUCGAGACAUCGCCAUGACACUCGAGGAGUUUCCCAUCUCUGACUAAAGAUGGAGGUCGUGUG
Molecule: messenger RNA, 1065 nt
Organism: Pelmatolapia mariae (spotted tilapia)
Lineage: Eukaryota; Metazoa; Chordata; Actinopteri; Cichliformes; Cichlidae
Gene: cenph
Product: centromere protein H
Exons: 10
Coding region: 333-1049 (238 amino acids)
Biological process (GO): kinetochore assembly; chromosome segregation; mitotic spindle organization
Cellular component (GO): nucleus; kinetochore
Molecular function (GO): kinetochore binding
Source: RefSeq, a predicted model, not a curated record